CUAAAAUUCUCACUUAGCUUAGUAAUAACUCAAGGAUAUGUAUUUACUUUAGUGAAUUAAUUUUUAGAGCUAUUUUUCGUGUUGAAGAAGUUGGAGUUGAGGAUAUUACAUCGCUCAUUCUUUUCCUCUGAUUGAAUGAUUUUCGUUUCGUAUCUUGGGAAUUGCAAGUUUAAUAAGAAACUGCAACGGUUAUGAUGAACCGCAUUUAUCACAAUUCGUGUGCUGAUGCAACCCUGUGUAAACAGCCCUUAUGGGCGCAAAAAAAAGAGGAAGAUUGUAUAUAGUUAAAACAGCUGACAAUCGGCAUCAUAAGGUUGUAUAGCUAUUGACAAACCCAAAUAAAUGGACAGUGAACCGAAAAAGGGCGGUUCCGAUGCAGGAAAGGAGAAGUCCAACUCGGCUGGCGGUUCUCUUGGCAAUGUCAGCAACUUUGCACCCAAUCGCUGGGUAAAGUUGAAUGUUGGUGGUCAGGUAUACGCCACCACUAUUGACACUCUGGUAGGCAGGGAGCCGGACUCGAUGCUGGCACGGAUGUUUCUACAAGAUGGCCGCAUGAUGCCCAGUGAACGGGACGAACAAGGAGCAUAUCUAAUUGAUCGGAGUCCUCGAUAUUUCGAGCCUAUUAUCAACUACCUCCGCCAUGGUCAAUUCGUCUGCGACUCAAACAUCAGUGUGCUGGGCGUUCUGGAGGAAGCUCGAUUCUUUGGCAUCUUCUCUCUCGUCACUCACUUGGAGGAGCGCAUGGGGCAGCAGGAUGCGUCAUUGGAAGACAAGCCACUUACGCGUAACGACGUCGUCAAAGCCAUCAUUCAGACCUCCGUGAUUACGGAGCUUCGCUUUCAGGGUGUCAAUCUUUCAGGGGCUGAUCUUCGAAAGCUGGAUUUUCGCAAUAUCAACUUUAAGUACGCAAACAUGUCGCACUGCAAUUUGUCACACACCAAUCUUAACUACUGUUGCCUAGAGCGAGCUGAUCUGCAGUACGCCAAUUUGGAAUGUGCACAACUAGUAUCCGUGCGCGGACUUUGCGCUAACAUGGAAGGUGCCAAUUUGCGUGGGUGUAACUUUGAAGAUCCAACAGGAGUUCGAACCAAUUUAGAAGGUGUUAACCUCAAAGGAGCGUGCCUCGAAAGCAGCAACAUGGCAGGCGUUAAUUUGCGUGUAGCAAAUUUGAAGAACGCAAAUAUGAAAAACUGUAAUUUGCGAGCUGCUGUCUUAGCAGGAGCAGACUUGGAAAAGUGCAAUCUUUCAGGCAGCGACUUACAAGAGGCAAAUUUGCGUGGUGCAAAUUUAAAGGACGCAGAGCUUACUCUAAUGGUGACGCCGUUACACAUGUCACAAGCCAUACGAUAAAUUAUAUGACGGGACGGUCUCUUGUGCAAUUACAUAUCAUGUCAUGGCUUCAAAUGAUUAUACCUAAUAAGUUUAAGUUAUAUGAGUGUAAAUAUUUCUGAAUUUGACUAUAGUAUUUAAAAUAAACAGUAUUAGGAUUACAAUUCCUAAAA
Drosophila eugracilis is the source of this 1502-nucleotide messenger RNA. Its product is annotated as BTB/POZ domain-containing protein KCTD9. Gene Ontology annotation, biological process: protein homooligomerization. The record is from RefSeq and is a predicted model, not a curated record. The coding region runs from base 343 to 1350 and encodes 335 amino acids. Gene Ontology annotation, molecular function: protein binding. Lineage: Eukaryota; Metazoa; Arthropoda; Insecta; Diptera; Drosophilidae. The transcript is spliced from 3 exons.